Messenger RNA from Capra hircus (goat), 3439 nucleotides. RefSeq names its product sorting nexin 8 (gene SNX8). The transcript has 11 exons. Lineage: Eukaryota; Metazoa; Chordata; Mammalia; Artiodactyla; Bovidae. Gene Ontology annotation, biological process: retrograde transport, endosome to Golgi. Bases 30 to 1409 code for a protein of 459 amino acids. Gene Ontology annotation, molecular function: phosphatidylinositol binding. The record is from RefSeq and is a predicted model, not a curated record.
GCGGAGGAAGUCACGUGGCGAGCGCUCACAUGACCGGCGGCGCGAUGGACCCGCUGCCCACCGCGCCCGGAGCUGCAGCUGCUGAGGCAGAGGCGGACGAGGAGGCGGACCCGCCAGCGGCAGACUCGCCAGUGCCCCCGGUCAGCGAGCCCAGGGCCCCGGACGCCGGUCGGAUGCAGGUGCCGCCGGGGAACCCGCUGCUGCUGUCGCUGACGCUGCAGGAGCUGCUGGCCAGGGACGCCGUGCAGGUGGAGCUCGUCCCCGAGAAGAAGGGCCUGUUCCUGAAGCACGUGGAGUAUGAGGUGUCCAGCCAGCGCUUCAAGUCCUGCGUGUACCGCCGCUACAACGACUUCGUGGUCUUCCACGAGACGCUGCUGCACAAGUUCCCGUACCGCAUGGUGCCUGCCCUGCCGCCCAAGAGGAUGCUAGGAGCCGACAGGGAGUUCAUCGAGGCCCGGAGGCGGGCGCUGAAGCGCUUUAUCAACCUGGUGGCCCGGCACCCGCCCUUCUCCGAGGACGGGGUCCUCAAGCUCUUCCUGUCCUUCAGCGGCCCCGACGUGCAGAACAAGCUGAGGGAGUCUGCUCAGCGCGUGGGAGACGAGUUCAUGAACUGCAAGCUGGCGGCUCGGGCCAAGGACUUCCUCCCGGCCGACAUCCAGACCCAGUUCGCCAUGAGCCGCGAGCUGAUUCGAAACAUCUACAACAGCUUUCACAAGCUCCGUGAUCGGGCUGAGCGCAUGGUGUCGCGGGCCAUCGACAACGCCGCCGACCUUCUCAUAUUCGGGAAGGAGCUGAGUGCUCUGGGGUCUGACACGACCCCGCUCCCCUCCUGGGCCUCACUCAACAGCAGCACAUGGGGGUCCCUCAAACAGGCGCUGAAAGGCCUGUCCGUGGAGUUCGCGCUGCUGGCUGACAAGGCCGCACAGCAGGGCAAACAGGAGGAGAAUGACGUGGUGGAGAAGCUGAACCUCUUCCUGGACUUGCUGCAGUCCUACAAAGACCUGUGCGAGAGGCACGAGAAGGGCGUGCUGCACAGGCACCAGCGUGCGCUGCACACGUACAGCCUGAUGAAGCGGCAGGUGGUGAGCGCCGCCGCGCAGAGCCGCGAGCCCGAGUCCGUGGAGCAGCUGGAGUCCCGCAUCGUGGAGCAGGAGAGCGUGAUCCAGACCAUGGAGCUCCGCAACUACUACUCCCUGUACUGCCUGCACCAGGAGACGCAGCUGGUCCACGCGUACCUGCCGCUCACCUCCCACAUCCUCGGCGCCUUCGUCAACUCCCAGGUCCAAGGGCACAAGGAGAUGAGCAAGGUGUGGAACGAUCUGCAGCCCAAGCUCCGCUGCCUCUUCGUGGGACCACACGGCGCCCCGGCCCCCCCGAGGCCCCCCCAGGACGGCCCGUCUGCCCACUAGUGCUGGAGGGCUCGGAGGCAGCUCGGCGCGCUCACUAAAGCUUCUUUUCGAACAGUGUGUCCCUGUUUGAUUCCCUUGGUUGGCGCCCGCCCCCACCCCAAGGGCUUGCGCGUCGGGCUGCAGCCCCAUGGAGGGGCCGACGACCAGGCCGGGGCUCAGAGGGGCCGAGGGUCCAGGUAGCCGUGGCUCCCCUCCCUCUCGGGGAGCAAGGCCGGGGCUGCGCGGGCUGUCUUGCCCAUCCUGACCGUGCUGUGGCGGUCAGCCUGGUGCUAGGAGCCUGUCAAUCCCUGGAGCGGUUUCCCCCAGGUUCCCUGAGGAGCAGCCUGGCGGCCCUGGCCUGUGUGUGCCUGCCUCCAUGCCCGCAUAUGUGUGCCCGCCGGGCUGGGCCUGGGGAGACAGAGGGACCGCGGUGUCUGGAGGCUCGGGAGCUGGUGCCUCUGCCAUGGGUCUGUCCAGGUUCAGAUGGCUGCCGUCCCUUCUCAGGCGGGCCGAGGCUGGCCGUGCAGUGACGUGCGGGCGUGUCUGCUGAUCUCUCGUCUUCAGAGCAGCGGGCUCCCCUUCAGCCUCCCUCCCGCUCUCUCCGGCCGGGCGUCUGAGACCAAUGGGGUUGUGUCCGCCUGGGGCAGGGUGUUUCUGCUCUGGAACCCGCCUGCCCCCCACCCCUCACGGCUCUCUGCUCGGAGGGGGCUUGGAGCAGGGUGACUGCAGGGGAGGGCUCCUGAGGGUCUCCCAGGAACACGUGCCUGGUUUGGGGGCUGCCCUCCGUCUGAAGUCCGCAUGCAGGGUCCGGAGGCUCAGGGACAGGGAGGCGUCCCUGACGAGCUGACACACGUCUGGUCCAGGACACACUGUGUCCUACCUGGGCCUGGGCCCGCCACACCUGGGCCCUGCCAGUGCCCCCAGAGCAGCCUCGGGGGUGCGGGCAGGCGACUGCCCCCCUGGCCUGAGCCCCCCACAGUGGACACGUGUGCCGGGGCAUUCCGUGCCAUCUGUCCCUCUGGGCUGUCGUCUGCAUUUUGAUCUCUGUGGAAACAGGCGCCCCCCACCCUGAGGCUCUGUGCUGCCCCACAGGCCAGCCCCCAGGCGCCGUGUCCACUGGAGUCAUGGAGCGUGACCACAGGCCUCUGCCGUCCCUGCCCCAUGGUGGAGGCCCCGCCCCAGGGCCCACGGUGGGAGCUGAGGGGCCAGCGGCACAGGUCGGGGGGAGCGUCUCCCCACACGGGGCACCAGGGCGAGUUCUGGCAGCAAAGACUUGAGAUGCUGUUCCGGGGUGACUCCUUCUGGAGGACUGGCCCCCACGUGGACUCCAGGAGCACACAUUCUUUAGGGGCUGCGGGGGUGGGGUUGGGGGUGCUUUCUAGCCCGCGUCCUCCUGACCCCAGGAGAGGCGGCGUCGGGAGGCUGGGGGGUGAGGGGGGCAGGCUGUGUCCCCCUGCCAGCAGCUGGGCACGGAGGCGCCUUUUCUCUGGAGCCCCGCCCCCUCCCCCGGGCUGCUGCUGGAUGCAGGCUUUCUGGUCAGUGUUUGCUGCGGGAGAGGCUGCUCCCAGCUCGGGGUCCCCACACCCUCUGCAUCCUUCCUGGUGCCCAGGCUUCCCUCGCCCCCGGGGAGACCUGGCCAGUCCUGCAAAAGGACGCCGGCUCUGUGGCCUCGGCGGGAGCCCACAGCCCUCCCCGGCCGCCGCGGGCUAUGCCUUCAGGCCACGUCCCUGCAGCCUGUGUCUGGCGGGCUCAGUGUAACUCAGCCACAGCCUAGUCGCUGGGCGAAGCCGCGGAAGGGGGACGGAGACGGGGCCGGGGCGCGGGCCUUGGGGGCGCAGGCCGGGUGCGGCUGCCGGAAUUCAGGGCGGCCCUGCACCUGAGGCCUCCUCUCUUGCUUUCUGCGAGUUGGUUUAUGUAUAAAGCACUUUACGAGGCUGCAGGAAUCAAUGACCGCCCCAUCCAAUUAACUGGAAUUGUUUACAAAUGAGUUACAUUCUGAGAUUUUUAUCAGUGAACUUAUGGGAACAACGAUCAUUAAACUAUUUAUAAAA